Adineta ricciae is the source of this 696-nucleotide messenger RNA. The record is from the annotation of a GenBank genome assembly. NCBI's taxonomy places the organism in Eukaryota, Metazoa, Rotifera, Eurotatoria, Adinetida, Adinetidae.
AUGUCAUCUGGUUUUACGAGUGCAAAUUUCCUUUGCCAAGCAUCAACUGACAUACUUCUAUUGAUUCAUCGAAAAAUGGAUACGAAACCAUUCAUGAAUAUCGUCGUUGCAAUGGAUAAAGUGAAUACAAUCGGACAUCAAGGUAAGGUACCAUGGGCGCCAUUACCCACUGAUAACAAGUGGUACUUGACACAUUCAACAACAACGAAAGAUCCAGCGAAACGUAAUGCAAUCAUUGCGGGACGUUCGACAUUUGAAGAUGCUAGUCAAUUCGAUCGAAAGUAUGUUUCCCGAUGGCAUUUUAUCGUUAUUACAAGCCAAUCACUAGAGCGAUUCUUUGACACACAUUCCAAUAUUGAACGAAAUCAUAUUGAUGUUGUUCAUUCGUUUGAAGAAAGUGCUCAAAAAGCAAAAGAAUUACUGGAACAACCGAGUGCUAUGAUUGAAUCAGUUUAUGUCUUCGGUGGUGUUAAACCAUAUGAAGAAGCGAUGGAACGGCAACUUGUUAAACGAGUUUAUCUUACACGGGUUUUUGCAGAAUUCAACGAUUGCGAACAUCGAUUAUCAAAAUUUGAUUUGAAUGGUUUUAAACGAGUAAAACGAUCAAGUAAUGAAUUGAUUUCCGAAUAUGACGAUAAAAUCAUAGAAGAAAAUGGAUGGGAGUAUCAGUUUCAAGUUUACGAACGCGAUGAUUGA